AUGGCGCAGAGAAUUCGACAGAUGCAUGGUGAUCCCAAACCAAUUUGGUCCCACUGGGUUUCUCAGUUCAAAAAGCGUCACCCUGAGGUUUCGUCAAGUCUUGGAAGGAGGAUCAAGAAGUCUAAGAAGAGAGCGGUUCCGCCGGUGAAGAUUAUGCCUAGGGAGGAUGUGCUGGAAUCGAUGAGGUUGAAAAAACUUGGGAAGAAGGCUGAAAAAGCGCCGGAAGGAGUUUAA
Aspergillus chevalieri is the source of this 234-nucleotide messenger RNA. RefSeq lists its product as uncharacterized. The transcript has a single exon. The record is from RefSeq and is a predicted model, not a curated record. Lineage: Eukaryota; Fungi; Ascomycota; Eurotiomycetes; Eurotiales; Aspergillaceae. Bases 1 to 234 code for a protein of 77 amino acids.